CGGCUAGCGCGCCCGAGUCCGCUCGCGAGCGCCAGGCGCGUGGAGAGCGGCGACUGCGGCUGGGCAAACGCCGUCAGGCCGCAGGUCCAGACCCCGACACCUAACUCCACCGAGAAGCUCUGCUCCUAUUGGGAACGGAUGACUACGGUCGCAAGCUCACGGCCAACCUUGCCGACCUCACCUCCCCGUCCGCUCCCUUUAAGAAAACCCCGCGCAUGCCCGGUCCCGCCCCUCGCCCGCCCCUCGGGAAACAAACGUGGCCCGCAGCGGGGCGGAAGCGCUUUCACCCCGAACCAAAAUGGCGACUGGGCGGGACUAAACAGGGCGGAAGUGGUUUGCUGGAGGCUGACCAGUGCACCAUGGCGGCCGCAGCAACCUCUCCAGCGCUAAAGCGGCUGGAUCUGCGCGACCCCGCGGCUCUUUUCGAGACGCAUGGAGCAGAGGAGAUCCGCGGGCUGGAGCGCCAAGUGCGGGCCGAGAUCGAGCACAAGAAGGAGGAGCUGCGGCAGAUGGUGGGCGAGCGGUACCGCGACCUGAUCGAGGCGGCUGACACCAUCGGCCAGAUGCGCCGCUGCGCGGUGGGGCUGGUUGACGCCGUCAAGGCCACGGACCAGUACUGCGCCCGCCUCCGCCAGGCCGGCUCGGCCGCGCCCCGCCCACCGCGGGCUCCGCAGCCACAGCAGCCAUCUCAGGAGAAGUUCUACAGCAUGGCUGCCCAGAUCAAGCUCCUCUUGGAAAUUCCCGAGAAGAUCUGGAGCUCGAUGGAAGCCUCUCAGUAUCUCCAUGCCACACAGCUCUACCUGCUCUGUUGCCACCUUCACAGCCUUCUCCAGCUGGAUUCUUCUAGUUCCCGACACAGUCCUGUCCUCUCCCGGUUUCCUAUACUCAUCCGGCAGGUGGCAGCUGCCAGCCACUUCCGGUCAACUAUUCUCCAUGAAAGCAAGAUGUUGCUCAAAUGCCAAGCCAUGUCUGACCAAGCUGUGGCUGAGGCCCUAUGCUCUAUAAUGCUCUUAGAAGAGAGUUCUCCUCGCCAGGCCCUCACAGACUUCCUGCUAGCCAGAAAGGCAACUAUUCAGAAACUACUCAACCAGCCACACCAUGGUGCUGGUAUCAAGGCUCAGAUCUGCUCAUUAGUGGAGCUGCUGGCCACCACUGUGAAGCAAGCUCAUGCCCUUUUCUACACUUUGCCAGAAGGACUGCUGCCAGAUCCAGCCCUGCCAUGUGGCUUGCUCUUCUCUACCCUGGAAACCAUCACGGGCCAGCAUCCUACUGGAAAAGGCACUGGUGUCCUGCAGGAAGGGAUGAAACUCUGCAGCUGGUUUAAACACCUGCCAGCAUCCGUCGUCGAGUUCCAGCCAACACUCCGAACCCUUGCAUAUCCCAUCAGCCAGGAAUACCUGAAGGACACACUGCAGAAAUGGAUCCACAUGUGUCAUGAAGACAUUAAAAAUGGGAUCACCAACCUACUCAUGUACGUGAAGAGCAUGAAGGGUCUCGCAGGGAUCCGGGACGCCAUGUGGGAGUUACUUACCAAUGAGUCCACCAAUCACAGCUGGGAUGUGAUAUGUCGGCGGCUUCUGGAAAAGCCGCUCUUGUUCUGGGAAGAUAUAAUGCAGCAACUGUUCCUUGACCGAUUACAGACUCUGACAAAAGAAGGCUUUGACUCCAUCUCCAGUAGCUCCAAGGAGCUCCUGGUUUCAGCUUUGCAGGAACUGGAAAGCAGCACCAGCGGCUCCUCUUCAAACAAGCACAUCCACUUUGAGCACAACAUGUCGCUCUUCCUCUGGUCUGAGAGUCCUAAUGACCUACCUUCCGAUGCUGCCUGGGUCACUGUGGCAAACCGGGUUCAGUUUGCCAAUAGCGGCCUCUCCAUGAAAGCACAAGCCAUUAGCCCAUGUGUACAGAACUUCUGCUCUGCCCUGGAUUCUAAGCUGAAGGUUAAACUAGAUGACAUCCUGGCUUACCUCCCCUCUGAUGACUCAUCACUGCCCAAGGAUGUUUCUCCCACACAGACCAAGAGCUCUGCCUUUGACAGAUACGCGGAUGCUGGGGCGGUGCAGGAGAUGCUGCGGACUCAGUCUGUGGUCUGCAUCAAGCACAUCGUGGACUGCAUCCGGGCAGAGCUGCAAAGCAUCGAAGAAGGUGUGCAAGGGCGACAGGAUGUUCUCAGCAGUGUCAAGCUGCACUCAGUUCUUUUCAUGGCCAGACUCUGCCAGUCCCUGGGAGAGCUGUGUCCCCAUCUGAAGCAGUGCAUCCUGGGAAAAUCGGAGAGCUCAGAGAAACCAGCAAGGGAGUUUAGGGCUCUGAGAAAACAGGGAAAGGUGAAAACUCAGGAGAUCAUUCCUACGCAGGCCAAGUGGCAAGAGGUUAAAGAAGUACUCCUCCAGCAGAGCGUGAUGGGCUACCGGGUCUGGAGCACUGUGGUUGUGAAAGUUUUGAUUCAUGGAUUCACCCAGUCAUUACUUCUAGAUGAUGCUGGCUCAGUCCUGGCCACAGCCACCAGCUGGGAUGAGCUAGAAAUUCAGGAGGAGGCAGAGUCUGGCAGCAGCGUCACAUCCAAGAUCCGACUCCCUGCACAGCCGUCCUGGUAUGUACAGUCCUUCCUGUUUAGUUUAUGCCAGGAAAUGAAUCGGGUUGGAGGCCAUGCCUUGCCAAAGGUAACAGUACAGGAGAUGCUGAAAAGCUGUAUGGUUCAAGUAGUAGCUGCCUAUGAGAAACUUGCCGAAGAAAAACAGAUUAAGAAAGACGGUACAUUUCCAGUCACCCAGAACCGGGCGCUGCAGCUGCUUUAUGAUCUGCGUUACCUCAACAUUGUUCUGACAGCCAAGACUGACGAGGUGAAGAGUGGCCGGAGCAAGCCAGACUCCAGAAUUGAGAAAGUGACGGACCACCUGGAAGCCCUCAUUGAUCCAUUUGACUUGGAUGUUUUCACGCCGCACCUCAACAGCAACCUUCAUCGCUUGGUGCAGCGAACUUCCGUUCUGUUUGGAUUGGUGACUGGUACAGAGAAUCAGCUCGCCCCCCGGAGCAAUACAUUCAACUCCCAAGAACCCCAUAACAUACUGCCACUGGCCUCCAGUCAGAUCAGGUUUGGACUUCUCCCACUGAGCAUGACAAGCACUCGAAAGCCUAAAUCAACCAGAAACAUCGAAACAAAAGCCCAGGAUGUCAUCUGUUAAGCCCGCAGAAGUCCUCCUGGGUAUUUCUGGAUUGUGCUGUGUGCACGUGUGUUUGAAAGCUCAAAACAGCUUGUCUCCUUACAGCGUUGAGUUGUGUGCUUUAUCGUUAAGACACAGUAUUAGCAGUGUGUCCUUUCCAUAUUCCCUACUGCUGAACCCAUCAAGAUUUGAAAUCCUUGUCAAGUGUCUGGCUUUAAAAGUUGGGAGAUGGUAGUUUAAAAAAAAAAGCUCCUGCAAAAACCAUCCAGUCCCUAAGCAUGGUCUGUGCUGCAGCCUCCUCCAGAACACCGUUUCCACCGCAGUGACGGGCUUUCAGUUCUGCCAACGUUUGGGAAACAGGCUGUGGAAAGAGGUGUCUGUGUCUACCCUUUUCCCAGGAUAGUCCUCAUUUCCAAAUUCUAGUUCUGUCACAAAAGCUCAUGCUGUUCCCUGUGUCCUCUUCAAAUCCUGACAGACAGCAAAGUCCUCUGACUACAGCCAUCAUGCUUCUCAGCUCCGCUUGUGUGUGCCGUGUGGACUCCAAGUGGCGUUGCACAGAGGGCGAGUGGGCAGGAGGGCUCGGGUCAACUCUAAGGCACUUUUCUCUACAUCCAAUGGCAGGUUGUCUCCCCGGCAUGCUCCACAGCUGGUGACCCGACACUUCCUGGCUCCUUGUUCAGACAGCUCAUCAGUGAAGAAGACAACUCGUCUGCACCUUCAUUAUUCAAACUUGCCUGGCUCUCUAGUAUGACUAAGUAACGUGGCAACACAUCUGUCUCUCCCUAAAUAAAUACUACUGCUUCAUUUCUUCUAAA
This is a messenger RNA of Callithrix jacchus (white-tufted-ear marmoset), 3973 nucleotides long. NCBI's taxonomy places the organism in Eukaryota, Metazoa, Chordata, Mammalia, Primates, Cebidae. The record is from RefSeq and is a predicted model, not a curated record.